CCCCCUUGGGGUUGCACGCGCGCAGCGGAUGGAGCGCGGCGGGCGGUGAGGCGGUCGCGCGCGCUGGGAACUCGCCCGGAACUCUUUUCUUUGUGCGUGGAUUGAAUUCGCGUCUUUCUUCGUGACAAGUUGAGCCACGCAGCGGUAAUAGGUUGAGCCUCCUCGUAGCCACGUCGUGCUGCUGAUGAGCAAGCACGAGGCGGAGCUCGUGACGUGGACUGAGCGGCCUGGAGCAGCGCUGCCGAUGCUGCGUCGUCUCGUGAGGAGUCGUCUCGUCUCCGCCGAUACCGCCCAACUCCACCGCAGCCACCGGGCUCGCACAGCCUCCGCGGCCGACUCGGCGUCCACCGCCGCCGCACCCAUGUCCACCACGUCCCCGUACUUCACCGCUGGUGGCCCUGUGGGGAUGCUGACCCGCAGCGGCCGGUCGGCCUGGGCGGUCUCGGCGCCGGAGCGAGCCUCGCCAGACGGCGGCGGCGGCCCCCGACGUGAACGUGGCGGCCGCCCCGGACGUUUCCCGCCCGUCAAAGUGGAGUAUGACGAGAGGGACCACGGCCACAUCGACGAACGCGUCGGCGAGACCCGAGUUGGCGCGACGGCUCGCAAGGAGCAGCUCAAGGAGGAGGAGGAGGAGGAGGUGAAGGUGAAGGAAGAGGUGAAGGAGGUCAAGGAAGAGAGGAAGGAAGAGCAGGAGGAGAAGGAGGGGAAGAGGAGGCAGAGGGCGGGAGGCCCGUGGGAGCCGCCCCACUGGAGGACUCAGCUGGACCACGUGAGGCGGAUGCGGCAGCAUCGCGACGCCCCCGUCGACCACAUGGGCGCCGAGAAGUGCCACGACGAAGACGCCGCGCCCGCGGUGCGCCGCUACCAGGUGUUGGUGUCGCUGAUGCUGUCGAGCCAGACCAAGGACCAGGUGACGUCCGCGGCGAUGGCGAGGCUCCGAGGCCACGGCCUCACGCCGCUGAACGUCGCCGGCACCGACGACGCCAUGCUCGGCCGCCUCAUCUACCCCGUCGGCUUCUGGAAGACCAAGGUGGGCUACAUCCGGCGCACGACAGAGCUGCUGCUGGCGCAGUUUGGCGGCGACAUCCCUCGCUCCGUGUCCGAGCUCGUCAAGCUGCCCGGCGUGGGCCCCAAGAUGGCCCACCUCGUCAUGGACAUCGCCUGGGACGAGGUGUCCGGCAUCGGAGUGGACACGCACGUGCAUCGGAUUUCUAACCGCUUGGGCUGGGUGCGCAAGGCCACGCGCACUCCUGAGCAGACGCGCGUCGCCCUGGAGGACUGGCUACCCAGGGAGCUGUGGAGCGAGGUGAACUGGCUGAUGGUCGGCUUCGGGCAGCAGACGUGCCGGCCCGUGGCUCCGCACUGCGCCGAGUGCCUCAACCGUGCCGUGUGCCCCUCGGCGCGGGCGCUCGCGACGAAGAAGAAGAAGGUGGUGGCGGCGGCGACAAAGCCCCGUGCCGGCCACACCAAGCGCUGAGAGUCACUCCGGCCGCACCGAGCGGUGAGAGCCGUCACGGCCACACCAAGCCCGGAGCGCCGGGCGGCGAUGCACCAAGCCCUGAGGCCUGGCCACACCGAUCGCUGAGCGCCGGGCGGCGGUGCACCAAACCCUGAGGCCUGGCCACACCGAUCGCUGAGCGCCGGGCGGCGGUGCACCAAACCCUGAGGCCUGGCCACACCGAUCGCUGAGAGUCGCUCCGGCCACACCGAUCGCUGAGCGCCGGGCGGCGAUGCACCAAGCCCUGAGGCCUGGCCACACCGAUCGCUGAGCGCCGGGCGGCGGUGCACCAAACCCUGAGGCCUGGCCACACCGAUCGCUGAGCGCCGGGCGGCGAUGCACCAAACCCUGAGGCCUGGCCACACCGAUCGCUGAGCGCCGGGCGGCGAUGCACCAAGCCCUGAGGCCUGGCCACACCGAUCGCUGAGCGCCGGGCGGCGGUGCACCAAACCCUGAGGCCUGGCCACACCGAUCGCUGAGCGCCGGGCGGCGGUGCACCAAACCCUGAGGCCUGGCCACACCGAUCGCUGAGAGUCGCUCCGGCCACACCGAUCGCUGAGCGCCGGGCGGCGAUGCACCAAACCCUGAGGCCUGCCCACACCGAUCGCUGAUCGCCGCUCCGGCCACACCGAUCGCUGAGCGCCGGGUGGCGAUGCACCAAACCGCGAGUCUUGUUCGCGGCACAGGCGAGUGCUCCUGCGUCAACCGGUGUGGGGGGGAGGUAUGGCCCCCAGAUGUCGCGAUGCUCCCCGGCAGUGGUCCGGCUGUCGGGGCCUCGCAGCAAUCCGCUUGCACAGCACGUGCAUAAUGAAGAGGGUUUUGUUUGAAUCGUAUCUAUGUGCGUACAGUGAAAGCUUGGAUUGCGAGUAACUUUGUCUGCGAGUGUUUUGCAAGACGAGCAAAAAUUUUAAAUAAAUAUUAAUUUGAUAAAUGAGCGAGUUUUUGCAUUACGAGUAGUACGUGUAUACGUUUUGUCUACCAAGCGUCACGUGAUCACAAGUGAUAUACGAGUGCUUUGAUGCACGAGUGCUUUGGAGUACAAACACGUGUCCGGAACGAAUUAUUCGCUCGCAAUCCAAGGUUUUACCGUACUCGUGUUGGAGUUUUUUCUCAGCGGACGUAACCAAACGCGCUAAUCGGAGGUGCGGGGGAAGGACGUGAAAGACUUGACAGGUUGGAGAGCGCGUGAUUCUAUAGAAAUAUCAACACGUCGCUAAACACGCCACCGCCCGGCGCGGCCGGCGAGCAACGGUUUUGCCGCGUGCGCCAAACUUGCGCCGAUUCGGUGCCGACUUGUCAACGCCACGGCGGCCGUGUAGAGUUGGAGACUCAAACCCCACGGCGGCGUUCGCGACUUGGUGACGUUCACGCCGAUGAUUGCGACGGCUGUAAGCAGCUUUGUCGGGCGAUUAGCCGGAACCGUGGAAAAGCCUCCUCCCCGCUUUCGGCCUUCAUUAUGGAUGCGCGAUCUAACCCAAGAAUAAGUAAUGUUGAAACGAAACUUUUUUUAAAACGCGCUUUUAAGAAGUGUACCGGUAAUGGUAGAACUCCACGACUCCAGGAAGUGGCCCCGAAGCUUGUCAUGACGUAAGGCACCGUGGCCAAUUACAGCCAAUGUCAGUUGAGCGUGGACAAUUAGACCCAUAUAUAUUUUUUUAAUGAUAGAAUAUAGUGUUGUCACCAGCAUGACAUAAGUAUACCAAGUUUGCAGUCGAUACCACAUUGGGAAGUGGGUUAAAAUUGAGUUACAAGAUUUGAGGAUACGACAACGACGACAACAACAGAGUGAGUUAAGUGAAAGCGUGUAACAAUAAAAACACCUCUUUUAGUUCUAGAUUUGAAGCUUUCGUGACUGCAAGGAUUCAUAUGCUUAGGUUUUUUCGGUAAAGUCA
This is a messenger RNA of Lethenteron reissneri (Far Eastern brook lamprey), 3390 nucleotides long. It is a transcript of the gene NTHL1, whose product is annotated as nth like DNA glycosylase 1. Gene Ontology annotation, biological process: base-excision repair; nucleotide-excision repair; base-excision repair, AP site formation. The record is from RefSeq and is a predicted model, not a curated record. Lineage: Eukaryota; Metazoa; Chordata; Hyperoartia; Petromyzontiformes; Petromyzontidae. Gene Ontology annotation, molecular function: oxidized pyrimidine nucleobase lesion DNA N-glycosylase activity; DNA binding; DNA-(apurinic or apyrimidinic site) endonuclease activity. Gene Ontology annotation, cellular component: nucleus.